This is a messenger RNA of Paraphaeosphaeria sporulosa, 2318 nucleotides long. Its product is annotated as putative oligopeptide transporter. Gene Ontology annotation, biological process: transmembrane transport. The record is from RefSeq and is a predicted model, not a curated record. Bases 30 to 2318 code for a protein of 762 amino acids. Gene Ontology annotation, molecular function: oligopeptide transmembrane transporter activity. NCBI's taxonomy places the organism in Eukaryota, Fungi, Ascomycota, Dothideomycetes, Pleosporales, Didymosphaeriaceae. The transcript is spliced from 7 exons.
GAGCAGGCGACGACAAGGGUGAACCUGUAAUGGCUGACUCCGGAAAACCAUACGAUCCCGAGAAGCUGCCCCACGAGGUCAACACCCCUGGGGACGCACCAGGCAUCGAUGUCGACGCUGACGAUGAGGCCGAGCUGCCUGAAGACCUCAGAGAUCUCCCCAAAAUCGUACGGUCGAUUGUCAGCCUCGAAGACGACCCCGAUGCGCCGACCAUUACUUUCCGCUACUUUCUCUUGUGUUUCCUCUUUGUGCCGCCCGGGGCGAUCCUCUUCCAGAUGGGCAUCUUCAGGACAACGGCCUCCGCAUAUCCAGUGCUCUUCGUGCAAAUUGCCUCGCACUAUGUCGGAACUUGGCUUGCAGAAAUCCUGCCUAAGAAGACUAUAAGGGUUCCGUUUACAAAGUGGGGCUUCAGCUUGAAUCCUGGCCCUUGGAGCGCAAAGGAGAACGUCCUUGUCACGGUUACUGCUGCCUCUGGAGCAACCUCCAAUGCCGCGUGGGCCCCCAUAUCACUGGCGCAGCUUUACUAUGGCACCAAGAUUCCGGUAGCAGCAUGCCUCUUCUUCAUGUGGGCUAUUGUGUACAUUGGAUACGCUAUGGCUGCGUUGGCGCGACAAUUCCUCUUAUACGAUCCUAUCUAUGUCUGGCCAUACUCUUUAAUGCAGACUGCUGUCUUCGAAACUCUUCAUAAGUCUGUGCAAGAUUCUUGGAUUGCUCGGAAGCAGAAGUAUGUAUUCUUUGGCGCUUUCCUCUUUAUGACGCUCUGGGAAUUCCUCCCAGAAUACGCGUUCCCUAUGCUCAGCUCGCUAUCCUUCCUUUGCUGGGUUGCACCACGGAAUGCGGUAGCGAACUUCGUUGGUGCCGGGAUCGGCGGCAUGGGCUUCCUUAACCUUACCUUGGAUUGGGCAAACAUCAGCAAUCAGUCGCUGAUUAGCCCCAUGAUUGUUCCCUACUGGACGACGGUGGUGUUGACUGUGGCCUUCAUCUUCAAUUGCUGGGUCCUAAUACCAGCGGCUAAGUACGGCAAACUCAGCAGCUGGGCCAAUGAUCAGCUCAUGUCGAACCGGCUUUUCCUCGAGAACGGAACGAGAUAUCCAGUGACAGCUCUGAUCAACCCGGACAUAACCUUCAACGAGACCGCUUAUCAAGAGCAUGGACCAAUAUAUGUCGGAACACAGCAGUUGUGGAGUCUGUUCUUCGACUACUCCUCCUACAUUAGUGCCCUGACUUGGAUGGCAUUGUUCGGAUAUCCCAAGAUCAAAGAAACAAUUCAGGUGCUUCGAAAACGGGCCAAAGACAGGAAGAGCAACACCAGCGUCAACGAUUUCUAUACCGAUCGCCUGAAUGUACUCAUGCGAUCUUACGAAGAAGUUCCCCUCUGGUGGUAUGUUGCUUUGUUCGUUGCCUCCUUCGUCACCAUCAUCACGAUACUAGGAUGUGGAUACUUCUUCAUUCCUAUUUGGACCUUCUUCGUCGCCAUCUUUUCUUCUGGUGCUAUGAUCAUUCCGUUCGCUUGGCUUUAUUCCUUCUCCAGUUUCCAGGUACCGAUUGGCUCGUUCAACGAGCUUCUGUAUGGCUACAUGGUGCACGCCACGAACGGGCACAAGCACCCUGCUGGAGCCACCGCAUAUGGCUCAAUCGCUGGGGACAUCUGGUAUCGCGCUCAGUAUAUGCUACAAGACCAAAAGAUAGGACACUACAUGCACGUACCACCACGCGCAAUCUUCCUUAGCCAGAUCUUUGGCGAACUGCUAGGCGUUCCGAUAAACUACGGCAUCAUCCAGUGGAUAUUAAAGACUAAGCGCGACUUCCUGCUAGGCGACAAGACUGACCCCUUGCACCAAUGGACUGGCCAAAGUCUUUCUAACUAUAAUACACUGGGCGUACAAUACGUGCUAGUAGGACCGAAACGGCUGUUCUCGCAAGCCAUGUACAAGCCGCUACCGUACGCCUUCUUGUAUGGUGCUCUAGCUCCGUUCCUGCUCUUUGCGCUGCACAAAGCUUUUCCAAAAUCCAAGCUCAAGUUCCACCUCUGGAAUGUUACGAUCUUCGGCACAGGAAUGUCUCAAUUCUACGGCAAUCUUUCGACUGGCUACAUUUCGCGCUUCAUUGUCGGCUACAUUUGCAUGUACUGGUUCUACCGUCACCGGUUCCAGACCUGGAAACGCUACAACUACCUUGUCGCUGCGGCGUUUGACGCCGGUUUCAAUAUUGCGAUGCUGCUUAUUUUCGUUAUCUUCAGCAGCGGGAAGGUUAUCAACAUGCCAUAUUGGUGGGGUAACAACGAAACAAGCGUGGAGAGGUGCUUUGCUCUGGAGUAG